UUACACAGCCUGUAGUAGUAGUUUCCUGCUGUAUGAGAUCACACAAUAGUCAAAGAGCCUGAAACUCUUACGUUGUGUCUUAAUUGGUUUGAAUGUUUAUCAUCUACUAGCUUCUGUAUUGACAGCCUCGGGUGUUUUAUAUAAUUAAUGUUUCUGCUAACAUGUACAUGAACAUGAAUCAUCAGAGAUGUUAUGUUUAUAUAUCGAUACCCUGUUUCUGUAAUUGUUGGGGGCUUGUGAGCCUCUUUUGGCACCAUUUUUAGUUUGUUUUGUCAUUCACCUGAUCAGAUCAGACAGUGAUUAUGUAAUAACCUCAUGUUUGAUCAUACAUCAUCCAUGCGUUGGAGUUUGUAUUUUGAUAUAACCAAACCAGUAAAAUCAGUAAUCCACAUGACUGGAAAAUGCAAAUAGAGGAAGAGAGACGGCACGCAGUUUCUUUUAGGAAAUCCUGGACGUUAUGAUUUGUGACUAAUAAAUAAAAAACAGCAUGUAUGUUAUGUUUAGAAUUUCAAACGUCACACAGUUUGAUACUCAUUCAACACUACUGUCGUCUUCAAUCUGAGGCUCCAAGUCAUCCCGACCCCUUUGCUUCGUUUCUCUCGAUUGAUGACUUAAACCCUAAAUGUUCUUCACCGGAAGGUUCCCAAAGAUGGCGGAAUCCGAAUCUCAGAUCUAUCACGAACGACAACGAUUACAAUUUUGCCUAUUGCACUCCCUCAACAAUCUAUUUCAGGACAAAGACGCAUUCACACGAGAAACCUUGAACUCAAUCGCAGAGAAGCUCGUGGAGGAUGAUCCAAACAAAGAAACAUGGACGACACCUCUCUCUUUACUCCUCAAGCCUCACCACAACACACUCACUGGUAACUACGACGUGAACGUGAUGAUCACAGCUCUCGAAGGCAAAGGCAAGAGUGUUGUUUGGCAUGAUAAGCGUAUUGGAGCUUCUUCGAUUGAUCUUGAUGAUGCAGAAGAUACUUUGAUGGGUAUUGUGUUGAAUGUUCCGGUUAAGCGGUACGGUGGACUUUGGAGAAGUAGGCAUUGGGUUGUGGUUAGAAGAAUCAAUGGUGUUUGGUAUAAUUUGGAUAGUGAUCUCGUUUUGCCACAGAUGUUUAAAGGUGGAGAUGAAGUUAGAGUGUUCUUGGAUCAAAAUCUGAGUUUAGGUGCAGAGGUUUUGCUAGUGAACAACAAUGCUUAAAAGAUCAACAAACGUGAGUUUCAAUUUUUCUUACGUUUCUCUCUGUAUGUUAUUGAAUACCCAUCAAGUGUGGAAAUGUAUCUAGUACAUUGUUCCGAUCUCAAUGGAAUGUUGUCACAUGUAAGAAAUCAUUCUCCAAAGGUUGAAUGUUUUAUUUUUUGGUAGCCUCAAGUCUCAAGUAAGGUAUCUGCAAUUUAUAAAGCUACAGGAACAAAACGGUUCAGUGCAAACACUAGACCAGUAACACCCGGUAAGCAAUCCUCAGUCAAGGGACCAUAUGGUAAGAAUCCUGGUUGCACAACAAGCUGUGGUAUGAGGCUACCGAGGAAAACAGAAUGCACAGCAGCAAGACUGGUCAAACAUGUCAGCUGUAUCUUCGUUAAAGGCUUACGACAAGUGGUGAUGAGGACGAAGAAGAAGAAGAGAUCUACACCUCUGAAGAAGGCUUCUUCUUCUGGUAUAUCUCAGCCUUCGGUCAUCUCUGUCGUUAAUGAUAGUCAAAGAUCAGAGGCUAUAGAAGACUGCAUACAGUUCAUAAACUCCUCUUCUUCCUUCAAAAGAUCAAGUUCUACCAGUGACCGUGAAUCUUAAGUUCUGUUAUGCCUUUUAAGUUUAGAAAACUCUUUUCUUGGUCACUACGCAAUAGCAUAUUAGAGAACUGCGUGUAUUCUGUAUGAAAUAAUAUAUAUAUAGAGCUGAAGAAAGAUCUGAAGUAAUCUUGAGAAACGUGACAGUGUGAGCUUCGUUUUUUGUACAAAAAAUUAACCGUAUAGCUUUCAUCUACA
This is a messenger RNA of Camelina sativa (false flax), 1983 nucleotides long. Its product is annotated as josephin-like protein. Gene Ontology annotation, biological process: protein deubiquitination. The record is from RefSeq and is a predicted model, not a curated record. Gene Ontology annotation, molecular function: cysteine-type deubiquitinase activity. NCBI's taxonomy places the organism in Eukaryota, Viridiplantae, Streptophyta, Magnoliopsida, Brassicales, Brassicaceae.